Molecule: messenger RNA, 5066 nt
Organism: Petromyzon marinus (sea lamprey)
Lineage: Eukaryota; Metazoa; Chordata; Hyperoartia; Petromyzontiformes; Petromyzontidae
Source: RefSeq, a predicted model, not a curated record
UACCACACUUGUAUCACCACCACACUCGCCUCCAUCACCACUACCACACUUGCAUCACCACCACCACCACCACACUCGCCUCCAUCACCACCACCACACUUGCAUCACCGUCCGCGCUAAACUCCAUCACUCCUGCCACCAUCACACCAUCAUCACCACUGCACUUUCAUCACCAACACCACCUCCAUCACCACUUCCUUCAUCACCACUGACUGUCCAAAACGAUCAUCAACCAUCACUACUAAGCAACCUCUGUCACCACCAUCACCUCCUUCACCAACACCACUUCAACAACAACCACCACCAUCACAACCCAUCUCAUCUCCGCCAUCAGCACUAUAUCCUCCAUUGCCACUGCCACCACCGACUGCCUCAUCAUCCUCUUCCACCACCAGCACCGCCACCUCUUUCUCCAGCUCAGGCUGCCGAGUGUGGGAGUGCUGAUUUGCUGGACCUCAUGGCGCUGGGCAUUCCUGCACGCACGCCCCUGCUGCUGCUGCUGCUCCUACAGCUGCUGCUCGUGCCGGAGAGCUCUGCAGGUGAUGGUCCCAGCAGCUCGACCUUCCAGAUCUACAACGCGGCUCACGACCGCUGCCUGGAGGCCAAGGGCACCACCACGGGGGUGGCGAGGUGCGACGCCGACGCGCCAGCCCAGCGGUGGCAGUGGGGCUCCUCAGCCACGCUCUUCGCCGCCUCCUCCCCGGGCCUGUGCCUCUCGGGGCCUCUCAACCCCGCCGAGCUCAACCCCGUGGAGCUGGCGCCGUGCGGCGGCGGGCGGCCGCCGGCGGCCGCGGCAACGGCGGCCGGGGGGGGCAUAGCGGCCGGCCGCCUGCAGGCCUGGGAGUGCCGCAACGACACGCUGCUGUCGCUGAGCGGCACGGACCUGCACCUGAACUGGCGCGGGACCCAGGGUUCGGUGGCCGUGCUGUUCAGGGGCAUGCUGGGGUGGAGCCGCUGGGUGUUGUGGGAUACCCGCGACAGUCUUUGCAGCCGCACCUACACGGGUACGGGAACCGUGCUGGCCGUCUACACCUUCGAGGGCAACGCCAAGGGGCAGCCGUGCCACGUGCCGUUCCGCUUCGAGGGCACGUGGUACGGGGGCUGCACCACGCAGGGACGCAAGGAUGGCCUCCUGUGGUGCGCCACCACCCCCGACUACGGCGAGGGGAAGUGGGGGUUCUGUCCCGUGCCAGGAGACUCGUGCGAGCACUUCUGGCAGAAGGACCCCCGCUCCGGCUCGUGCUACCACCUGGCCCUGUCGGCCGCCCUGCCGUGGUACGAGGCCCGCAGCGCGUGCCGCCAGCAGGGGGCCCAGCUGCUGAGCGUGGCCCAGCUCCACGAGCAGGCCUUCCUCUCCGGGCUGACGAGCUCGCAGGACAGCACCCUGUGGAUGGGGCUCAACGACCUGGACGAGCACGGAGGGUGGCAGUGGAGCGACCACCGACCCUUCCGCUAUCUCAACUGGAAGGCGGGACACCCCACGGACGAGGAGGAUGCCAACUGUGGAGGCUUCGACGCCUCAGCCCAGGGCCAGUGGGUCACCCUGGCCUGCUCCAAGCGCCUGGGCUUCAUCUGCCAUAAGACAACCACCUCUCCCACACAGCCUCCACCAAAGCCAGCCACUGGCGCGGGGCCGCAGGGCUGCGGUGCGGCGUGGCUGCCCUACGCGGGCUCCUGCUACCGCAGGGCGGGGAGGCGCGAGACUCAGGCACGGGCCCUGGCCGCGUGCCGCCGUGACGGCGGCGACCUCGCCAGCAUCCACGGCGCGUGGGAGCUCGACUUCCUCGCCGCCCAGCUCGGAGGAGGGGGGGCGGGAGACGUGUGGAUCGGCCUUCACGACCGCCGCUCGCUCCUCUCCUACGAGUGGACGGACGACUCCACGGUGGACUUCACGCGCUGGAGCCGCUUCGAGCCGAGCGGCGGAGACCGCAGCGGAGAGAACUGCGUGAUCAUGACGGCCGCGGAAGGGCGCUGGAACGACACGCAGUGCGACCGCUCCUUUGACUUUGUGUGCAAGAAAGCGCCGAGCGAGCCGGAAAUCCACGAGCCGGAGCAGGGUUGCAAACCGGGCUGGAAGCGCUUCCUCUCCACGUGCUUUGCGUUUGAAGCGGCACCCCGGAGCCACGCCGACGCCGUCGCUCGCUGCACAUCCCAGGGGGCGGCCCUCGCCAGCGUCCACGACCGGUUUGAGCAGGCGUUCAUCACCAGCCAAAUCGGACUGGGCUCCCUGGGCUCCUAUUGGCUGGGCCUGAGCGACGUCGACCAACCGGGGACCUUCAGGUGGCUCGACGGAAGGCCGGUGACCUACACAAACUGGGGAGUGAACCAGCCAGGCGGCGAUGCGGGCUGCGUGGUGGUGCUGGCCGGCUCCACCGCCGCGGGGCUGUGGAGCGUCAGGAACUGCACGCACGGCCGGGCGGGCGUCGCGUGCCGGGGCCUCCCGCAGGGGGUCACGGCCCCCCCGCCCCCCACCUCGCCCGGCCCCACCCCCACCCCCCCGCCCUGCGCCGUCGGGUGGACGACGAUGGGCAACCACGAACACUGCUACCAGGCAGGGCCUCGUCACGUCGUCAUCGUCGUCACGUCAUCGUCACGUCAUCGUCACCUGAACUUCGUGCGUCUGCAAGCUCGCCGCACGUGGUCCGAGUCUCGCGACCACUGCCGCCAGCAGGGGGCCGACCUGCUGAGCCUGCACGGCCGCUCGGAGGCCAUCCUCCUGCACAAGAUCUCCAGGCGUCAGCCGUUUGCAGAUGCCAAUUACUGGAUCGGCCUGAACAGCCUGGACCCGGACAAGGGCUUCGUGUGGAGCGACGGCACGCCAGUGUCCUUCAAGAACUGGGGGCGCGGGGAGCCCAACAACUACGGCAACACGGAGCACUGCGGCGAGGCGAAUCGGGGCUGGGCCUCCGAGUGGAACGACAUCGACUGCAACGGGUUCAGGAAUUGGGUGUGCAAGGUGGCACGAGGCGUUGCGGUGAAGCCACCGCCAACAGAGGCGGCCCCAGUGACAGGCCCGUCGGGGUCCCGCUGGGUGCAGCGUGGCGAGGUGGAGUACCUCCUGAACGACUCGCUGAAGCUGCCCUUCGUGCAGGCGCGGGCCGCCUGCCGGCACCUCGGUGGCGAGCUCGCCUCCAUCGCUGACAAAGAGGAAUGGUUCUUCCUCUAUCGGAAGGUGGCGAGGAUGGCACAUGAUGAGCAGUGGUACAUCGGCCUGGAGCUCGGCAUUGAACGUCAACCUCGCUGGGUGGAUGGAACUCCCAUCACGUUUGAGAACUGGGCCCACAACGAGCCCAACCACGCCAACAUGGAGGAGAGCUGUGGCACAAUGUACUCCAGGGACGGCAAAUGGAACGACAUCAACUGCGGCAUGCCCAUGGUGUUCAUCUGCGAGCGCAACAACGCGUCGGCCUCGGGGCUGCCCACGCUCCCCCCCACCGCCCCCACUGCCGGCGGCUGCCCUUCCUCCUGGCUGCCCUUUGGAAACAAGUGCUACAGGUUCCACUCCAACGAGUCCGAGUGGGACACGUGGGUCAACAGUCGAAACGUCUGCCGCACGGCCGGGGGUGACCUGGUCUCCGUCACCAACUGGAGGGAACAAGCCUUCAUUGUCAGCAACCUGGCCGCGGUGAACGGCAGAAUGUGGAUCGGCCUCAACGAUCGAAACAUGGAGGGGCGCUUCCUGUGGACCAGCGGCGUGCCCGUGCUCUUCACCAACUGGGCCCCGAAGUCUCCGCGAUCGACCCACAGCAGGCAAGACUGUGCUCUGCUGCUGGCCACCAGCAAGAUGGAGACCGUGGGACAGUGGGAGGACGUGCACUGCGAUGGAAAGCACGGCUUCAUCUGCAUGCAGAACAAAGACCCAUCGCUGCCGAACAGGGAGCAAGCGGUUCCGUUGGCCGGCUUCAUGCGUUUUGGCGACGCCGAGUUCCGGGUGCUGGAGGCGCCCCUGGGCUGGACGGCGGCGCGGUCGGCGUGCCGGGCACAGCGGGCGGACGUGGCAAGCGUUGUGAGCCCCUACGAGCAGGCCAUGCUCGCCCUCAUCGUCCACCUCACGAGGCCGCUCUGGAUAGGGCUCAACGGGAACCUGACCGGCGGCGACUUUGGCUGGACCGAUGGCUGGCCGACCUCGGUGACCUACUGGGCGCCGGAGCAGCCGGCGGACGCCGGGAGCUGCGUGGCCGCGGCACAGAAUCAGGGCCUCUGGACCGUCGCCAACUGCAGCAGCAAAAUGCCCGUGCUUUGCAAGAAGUGGCACGUCAAGCCACCGACGGUCCCCCCCGAGGUGGAGGGCCGCUGCCCGGAGGAUCCGAAGGGGACGGCGUGGGUCCCGUUCCGCAGCAGCUGCUACCUCUUCCAGAGCAGCAAGAUCAUCACCUGGUCGUACGCCAUCCUCAUCUGCAACCGCCUAGGCGGGAGGCUCGCGACGGUGAACGACCACGUGGAGCACAGCUUCAUCGUGGACAACGUGAAGCAGCUCGGAGACCAGGUGGCCGGCAUGUGGAUCGGCAUGUUCAAGAACCAGGAAGGAGAGUUGCUGUGGAUGGACAACGCUCCCGUGAGGUUCACGCACUUUGAACACGACCACAACUGGCACAGUCCGCUGGAGUACUGCACCUACGUGGACACGAGAGAGUGGAGCUGGAAGAUGGACCCGUGCUAUCGGUUGCGGGGAUACGUGUGCGAGGCACCCAAAGAGCCACUGGCGAGCCCGGCCAAGUCGUCCUCAGAAAUAGACCCCACUGACCUCCCGGACUCGUUGCGCCGCGGCUCUGCCUCUGCCACAGCGGUGGGCGCCCUCGCCCUCUCUGCCUGCGCCUCCCUCGCCCUCGCCUGGGUCUGCCGGCGACGGCGGCGGCGGCUCGGGGCGCCGGGGGGCUGCCCCCCGCCGCGCUGGUUGCCCUCGCUACCGUGGGGGGGAGGCGGCGGCGGCGGCCGAGGCGGGGGGGGGGGUCGCGGUGACCGCCCGGGUGGACGAAGGCAGCUCGUUUGAGAACGCCCUUUACGGCGCCCACUCGGACGACGCCGACACCAACGCCCUCGUUCAGGACGUGGAAGAGCAGUGACUG